AUGGCAGCAGUGAAGGAGUACGACUACCUCGUUAUUGGCGGCGGUUCUGGGGGAAUAGCAUCGGCUCGUCGUGCUCGAGAAUUCGGAGUCUCAGUUGGGCUCAUCGAAAGUAGUCGGCUUGGGGGGACGUGUGUAAACGUUGGUUGUGUACCGAAAAAGGUGAUGUACAAUUGCUCUAUGCACGCGGAAUUUUUACGUGAUCAUGCUGACUAUGGGUUCGACGUCACUUUGAACAACUUCGAUUGGAGUGUUAUAAAGGAGUCGCGUGACGCUUAUAUUCGGCGUCUUAACGGUAUUUACGAAAAUAAUUUGAAUGGAUCUAAGGUGGAGCUUAUUCGAGGUUUCGGAACGUUCACCGAUGACGGAAGCAUAGAAGUUAAUGGCCAAAAGUACAAGGGAAAGUUCACUCUUAUCGCAGUAGGAGGCUAUCCGACUAUUCCGAAUAUUCCCGGUGCCGAGUUUGGCACAGACAGUGAUGGAUUUUUUGAGCUGACCAAGCUUCCGAAAAAAACUGUAGUGGUCGGAGCUGGUUACAUAGCUGUAGAGCUUGCUGGAGUUCUGGCUAAUUUAGGAUCGGAUACUCAUCUUCUUAUCAGAUAUGAUAAGGUACUGCGCACAUUUGAUGAAACUCUCAGCACCUCUUUAACAGAAGCAAUGGAUAAUGGCCCUGUAAAUAUUCAUAAAAAUACUCAGGUAAAAAGCGUUGAGAAACGCUCUGAUGGGCUUCUGACCAUUCAUACGAAUACCGGUGUUAUUGACGAAGUGGAAACAUUAAUAUGGGCCAUUGGAAGAACCCCGUGCACUAAGAAAUUGAAUCUUCAUAAGGUCGGUGUAAAAACUGACUCGAAAGGUCAUAUAAUUGUUGACAAAUUCCAAAACACCACCAAUCCAUCCAUUAUGUGCGUUGGAGAUGCCGCCGGAAAGUUUCUCCUUACUCCAGUAGCCAUAGCUGCUGGCCGCCGCCUUUCUCAUCGCUUAUUCAAUAACGAGUCAUCGAACUACCUCCCUUAUGAGAAUAUCGCUACCGUUGUCUUCAGCCAUCCACUAGUUGGUACUGUUGGGCUCACUGAAGCCGAAGCGGUUGAAAAAUAUGGAAAAGAUCAAGUCAUGUUAUAUAAGUCGAAAUUCAAUCCAAUGUAUCAUGCCGUGACGAAGCAUAAGGAGCCAUGCGUAAUGAAGCUUGUUUGUGCGGGUCCUGAAGAGAAGGUUGUUGGCGUCCACGUGCUGGGAGGUGGCGCUGAUGAGAUGCUCCAAGGAUUCGCUGUAGCGGUGAACAUGGGUGCUACGAAAGCGCAGUUUGACGCGUGCGUGGCUAUCCAUCCCACGAGUUCCGAGGAACUAGUCACAAUGCGGGGAGGUGUUCGGCCGCAAUAG
Messenger RNA from Haemonchus placei, 1374 nucleotides. The record is from the annotation of a GenBank genome assembly. NCBI's taxonomy places the organism in Eukaryota, Metazoa, Nematoda, Chromadorea, Rhabditida, Trichostrongylidae.